This is a messenger RNA of Brassicogethes aeneus, 1887 nucleotides long. The record is from the annotation of a GenBank genome assembly. NCBI's taxonomy places the organism in Eukaryota, Metazoa, Arthropoda, Insecta, Coleoptera, Nitidulidae.
AUGUAUUUACGCGCCGAACUCGUGUUGUUUGUUAAUUUAUGUGCGGCCGCUGCAGCGGCGGGCCCGCCAACAGACCAAAGCACUCUAAAAAAUGUAGUAUCUUCAUUAAAAGAAGAAAACUCGUUUAAACUCCUCAUAGAAGAAGUAAUAGUUAAAUCCUUACAAGCUAGCAACUGCAUAGCUGUCAUAACCGACCCUAUGAACAAUGAAAUAUUUAUAACCGAGUGGUACAAACGAUUUGGACUGUUUAUAUCUUUUAUAAUGAUAAAUAUAGAAGAAAAUGAAGACCUUCUAACACCUUACGAAAACACUAAAGAAUCUUUAAUGUUGGCUAAAACAGAAGGUUGUCAAUUGUAUAUUAUACUUCUGAGCAAUGGUAUGCAGUUAUCACGAUUACUUAGAUAUGGGGAUAGGUACAGAGUGCUAGGCAUCAGAUCAAAAUACAUCAUGUUAUUUGACAACAGGCUAUUUGAACCCCACCUACACUACCUUUGGAAGAGAAUAAUAAACGUAAUAUUCAUCAAGGCGCACUUAGGCCUAAACCAGGACAAAAAACACCUACCCUGGUACGAAAUAACCACAGUACCAUUCCCAUCACCUAUAACCUCGGUUUUUAUUCCGAGACGCCUCGCUAUUUGGACGCAAAACAGGUUCAGGAAAGCAGUGGAUCUUUUCAAGGAUAAAACUGUAGAUUUGAGGAAUCAGACGUUGAAUGUUGUGGCUUUUUCGCAUUUGCCUGGCACUGCGAAGAAUGAGAAGAUUGACUCGCAGUCUGUUAGAGCCACGCUGGGGCAAAAUGAGACCAAGUUUUCAGGGGCUGAAGUAGAGAUCCUCCAAACGGUAUCGAAAGCGAUGAACUUCCAACCGAAACUCUACGAACCGCCGAACGCUGACCUGGAGUUGUGGGGCAAAAAGCAAGUAGGCGGCAAAUUCACCGGCAUAAUUGGCGAGAUGAUCGACUCUUUCGCCGACAUCGCGCUCGGCGAUCUCUACUACACCCCCUAUCUGCUCGACAUGAUGGAUCUCAGCGUGCCGUACAACACCGAGUGCCUCACCUUCUUAACCCCCGAGGCGCUCAACGACAACUCGUGGAAGACCUUGAUUCUGCCCUUCAAGAGCACCAUGUGGGCGUGCGUCAUAGUCUGCUUGAUUCUGUGCGGGGUUGUUUUUCAUUUUUUGGCCAGGUUUCAUCAGUAUUUGGCUGAAGAGGAAGAAGAACCAGAUAGACCGGAGAUUAGUUUGUUCAUAAAGAAGAAGCAAAUAAUAACCUUGCCUGUUUUUUAUACCGAAGAAAAAUUUGAUUCCAAUGCAAAAUAUAUGCUGAUGAAGGAACAAUACACUGCACCCACGGUAGAAGGUCAGCCAAUGGGACUAUACCAGUUUACAGAGCCCUUUAACAGCAUACUUUAUACUUAUAGCAUGUUACUACUGGUGUCUUUGCCAAAACUACCCACCGGUUGGUCCUUGAGGGUGUUUACAGGGUGGUACUGGUUAUAUUGUCUAUUGGUGGUGGUAGCAUACAGGGCCAGUAUGACUGCUAUUUUGGCCAAGCCACAACCAAGAGUGACGAUUGACACUAUUGAGGAACUGCUAGACAGCAAAUUAUCGUACGGCGGGUGGGGAGAGAUCAAUAAGGAGUUUUUCAAGUCAGUGCAAGAGUCGGCUACCAAAAAUUUAGAUAUCGUGGAUUUUUCGGUCACCAUAACGCACCUUCUCGCCGUACUGUGGUCCGAUUUAUCGAGCAAUUUGAAACGAUUGGUUCAAUUCAAACCAAAAAGAGACAUAUCCGUGUUUAUGCAUCUCGGUCUACUGAAAAUAUUGCAGCAGUUAGUGAAAGUGUUAAACAUAAUUCUUCCACCUCAAUUCGCCACCGUUCCCAGCAAUUGA